Messenger RNA from Vicia faba (fava bean), 1545 nucleotides. Lineage: Eukaryota; Viridiplantae; Streptophyta; Magnoliopsida; Fabales; Fabaceae. The record is from the annotation of a GenBank genome assembly.
AUGCUCACGAUCCAACCACCGCCGUUUCCCAGCCACCAUCAUCGACCGCCGUUUUCGAAGGUUUUCGACCGCCGUUUCCGUUCGUUUUUCCGCCGUUUCAAACCAAACCUCAGCCGCCGCUCACCAUCACCAUCGCGCCAAACCUCAGCAGCCGCACCACCUGUUACUCAUCUGCAGGAUGCUAAUCAAGGUGUGACUGAUACCGUUCCGACUCCGAUAGUUAUAAUUGACCAAGACUCUGAUGCAAAUGCAACUGUGGUGAAGAUAACUUUUGGUCAUCGGCUUGGAGCUCUCCUUGACACGAUGAGUGCAUUAAAAAGCUUAGGUCUCAAUGUUGUUAAGGCAAAUGUCUUUUUGGAUUCUUCUGGCAAACACAACAAGUUUUUCAUCACAAAAGCUGAUACUGGCAGAAAAGUCGAAGAUCCAGAGUUGUUAGAAGCAAUUCGUUUGACAAAUAAUCUGAUUCAGUAUCACCCGAUAUGCUUUGCCAAAUAUCCUCCUUUCUCACUGGAGGGUGAUUUGUUUAUAUGCCAACAAGCAAUUCUCACUUCUCUGCUAAUUAGCAUUUUCAAAAUGGUUGUCCAGGAAUCAAGUUCUCAGUUAGCAAUGGGAGCGGCUUUUGGACUUCUACCUCCGAAAGAGCAGGUGAUGAAUGUCUAUACUUUUCAGUUUCAGUUUGUAUUUGCAUUGUUUAGUCUACACUUGUUUAUGUACGGUUGCAAUUUAUAUAUGUGGAAAGCGACAAGAAUAAAUCAUAAUUUCAUAUUUGAAUUCUCGCCGACCACGGCGCUAAAGCAUAGAGAUGCUUUUCUGAUUUGUACUGUCUUCAUGACUACUGUGAUUGGAACGAUGGUCUUGCACCUUCUUAUAAGGGUUGUGGGGUUUUUUCCUGGCAAUGUUGACGCCAUUCCCGGAAUUCUACUUCUGUUUUUCAUAGCUAUGCUCAUUUGCCCAUUAGACAUUUUCUAUCGUCUAACUCGAUUCUGCUUCAUCCGCGUUAUUCGUAACAUUAUCUGUUCUCCUUUUUAUAAGGUUCUUCUGGUGGAUUUUUUUAUGGCUGAUCAACUAACUAGUCAGAUACCAUUGCUAAGACAUUUGGAAACAACGAGUUGUCACAUUUUAUCCCGGGUUUUCAAAACGCACCACCCUGAAACCUGUAGUUCCGGAAGAUUAUACAUGGAAAUAACCUACAUUAUCUCAUUUUUGCCAUAUUUUUGGCGUGCCCUUCAGUGUGUAAGAAGAUGGUAUGAUGACAGUGAUGUUGCGCAUUUGGCGAACAUGGGGAAGUAUAUCUCUGCAAUGGUUGCAGCAGGAGCUAGAGGAUUUCUUAAUCCUAACUCAAGAAAUGCAUGGCUAAGAGAUGAUUUAGUUUUUAAGAAUAAAAGCAUAUACUACAUGUCUAUGGCAUUAAAUGUUGUGUUAAGAGUGACUUGGACAGAAACUGUUAUGCAUUUCAAAGUUGGGCAUAUUCAAACAAGGUUGUUGGAUUUUAUGUUAGCUUCAUUGGAUUUUAUGUCUACCGAAGAUUUUAUAUUGGUAAUUUAA